Molecule: messenger RNA, 1674 nt
Organism: Planococcus citri (citrus mealybug)
Lineage: Eukaryota; Metazoa; Arthropoda; Insecta; Hemiptera; Pseudococcidae
Exons: 2
Coding region: 223-1467 (414 amino acids)
Source: RefSeq, a predicted model, not a curated record
AAAGACCUAUAGGUCUUUGAAACUGAAUUGAGCUGAUAUACCUUGAAAAUUCUACAUUUUGCGGUAAUUUCACGUCUUUGUCUGGCAGUGAUUUUAUUAACAAGUGAUUUUCUCGAUUCAUUUGGAUAUUAAUCAAUUUGAUGCAUUUUAUUGAAUUUUAGAUUUGUCAUCCAUAUUGAAUUCAUACAGCCAUAUACCGAAUCGUGAACCUACCAAUUCAACAUGGCUGAAACUGUGUCUAAUGCGUACGACCUGACCUAUCCGAGCCCUAUCACGCUGAAAAAAAUCUCAUCGAUCGUAGUUGCCGUGGAAUUAUGGCUUAAAGAAAUCUGCACUCAUCUCGAAAGUAAACGUGUACAAAAAUUAGAUUUGGAGAAUAACAUUCCGGUGAGAACUGUUCUUCCCAUGUUGCCAUCGACGAUUUACAGUUUACUGGAAGAAUAUGUCGACAGAUUCAGAAGGUCGAUCGUUACAUGGCAGAUAUAUCAUCUUGGUAAUGUAUUCAAUCAUAGCAAUUUGAAGAACGUCUUGCGCCGGUUCCAUGAUUUUGCAUGGGACUGGGAUGGCACCAUUCACGAAGCCCGCACAGCCAAACGAAUGAUGUUGUGUGAUCGACUCACCGAAGAUGAGAAAUUCAAGCUCGCUUGUUUGUACUGCCUCGAAGAUGAUAUUAAACGGAUUUGGCCAUCUGUCAGCGAUAGGAAGAAUUUAAAUGAAAUCAAUUUUCGAACUUGUCCGCAACAGUACUACUGGAUCUGCUACCUUAGAAACGAAUUGCACAAGAUUCCUAAUCCACGUUCGAGUAAUUAUCCUAUCGACGAGUUCAUGAUUUUUAGUUUAAGUAAGGAUGAAUGUAGAUCGAUGAACGGUUCAUCUAUCAUGUAUUUUUGGAAUCGAUUACCAUCUAAUAGACAGUCGCCAUUACAUGAUUGCAUACCUAUCUUAAAGCAUGUGGUGAUAUUCUCUAGGUUUAUUUUACCAAAACUAAACAAACGUAAGCUCGACACUUUCGUGGCCGCAAAAGGUACUGUUUUGAUACGAGAUCUGUUGAAAUCUGAAUCAACUCUAGUACAAGUACAUGUUCUUCCAACUUGGAUGUAUAUUCGAAGCAGGAUCAAUAUGAAAAAAUUUUCGCAUCUUAUUAAUGAUAUGCUAGAACCAAAGCUUAUCUGCGUCACAUAUUGUCUUCAUAGAAUUGAGGCGAAUUUGUUCAGCAAGAUAUGGAACAGUGUUCCGCAGGAUUUCAAACGAUCGGUGUUAGAUGAUGUACUGUAUAAUGAUCGAUUAUUUCUCUCUCGAAAUUUGUGUGAUCCGGAAAAUAAUAGAAUGAAAUUUCUGAUCACAGUAUUGCAAGAUGCUGCUUUGGAAGAGAGAAACGCAUUUUGGCAUAAAUAUUGGCGUCAGUUGAUCUUCAGCGCACCCGUCGAAGAUUCGAUUUUUAUAAUGAAAUUUUUCUUUUCGAAAUGAAAAUGAAAUUACGUUAUGAUCGCCGAUGAUUUGUUCGGAGUAGGUAGGUAGGCUAAGUAUUGAAUGACUUUUUGUUUUUUUGUUGCCUUGAUGAGCUAUUUUUUUCAUUUUAUUAUUACCUAUUUUAUUGCUUAUUAUUAUUAUUUUAAUAUAUUGUUUCUAUUUAACAAAGUACGUAUUAAAAUAUAUGUUUUUUGGAGAGUUCAA